AAUUGGAUACACAGUAACCCUAUUGUUGGGUAAGGAAGUUGAGUACUCCGUAGUUAAUUACUCAGAUGCAGUUAGAAUCUUGAGUCUGAUCUGAGGCCACGUCAUCCUCAAAAUCGUCACAUGUCUAUUUAAACGAGGGAAAAUUCAACCAACAAAAACAGACUUUCACAACAAAACAAACACACAUAACAAAACUCUAUAAAUAAAUAAAUAAAUAUAACACCCUGUUAAUAAUAAUAUCUACUCCGUAUGUGUAAAUUAAUCGAAGGAGCAAAUCAAGCAACAAAAUCAGCCACCAUGGAUAUGGAUUGCCAUCCUUUAUUGAAGGGAGGGAGGAACCCAGAGAAAGGCGGUGGCGGCGACGGCGACUACGGCGGCAGUAGUGGUGGUUUUAAGCAUGGAUUCUCUGCAUCUGAAAUCCAAACAUUGGCUUCUUUGUGUGAAGCUGUUAUCCCUUCUCUUCCACCUUCCUCUGUCACCCAAGAAAUCAAGUCUAUCAAUCCCAAAGAAGCCGUUUUUUCCUUUUUUGGUGCCUCUGCUUCUCAGUCUACAAUCCCAGAUGAGGUGGCUGAGUUGAUAACCAAAAGAGGAGUAACAGAAGCAGUAGUUCUAAUAAGAGUGGUGAUGAAACUGUUGUCAAGCAGAUUAGGGACACUAUUGCUUUGUGGGAGGCAUUGUUUGGAAUGGAAAUGGCCUUUUAUUAACAAAGUAUCAGAAAUGAGUUUGGACAAGAGAGAGAAACUGCUACAAAGAUGGUCUACUGAAAGUUAUUGGACUUCCUUAAGAGUUGUAUUUCUCUUCAUCAAAGUUGCCACUAGCUUCGUCUUCUACUCCCGGGUUGAUGGCAAUGCUAAAAAUCCGGCAUGGGAAGCCAUUGGUUACAAGGUGGACACUAGAAAGCCAUCAGUGAACUCCCAAGAAGAGAAACCACUUGAAAAGGGUAUAAUUGACUGCAGGAAGUUGAGUGACUCAACCCUUGUUCAAGCUUUCCAAGAAAAAGGCCUAAAAGUUGCAGAAGAUGUGAAUCAACAGGGAGUUAUAAAGAUAAAAUGUGAUGUUGUAAUAGUUGGUUCUGGUUGUGGUGGAGGAGUUGCAGCUGCUAUUCUUGCAAAUCAAGGUCAUAAAGUAGUAGUCCUUGAAAGAGGGAACUACUUUGCUCCAGGUGAAUACUCUUCUUUAGAGGGCCCAUCGUUGAACGAGUUAUACAUGUCAGGAGGAUUAUUCACAACUCUUGAUGGGAAAAUGACAAUCUUUGCUGGAUCAACUGUUGGUGGAGGAUCUGCUGUCAACUGGUCAGCUUCCAUUAGAACACCAGAUGAUGUUCUUAAAGAUUGGUCAGUGAAUCACAAACUACCCAUGUUUGGUAGUCCUGAUUACAAAUCAGCCAUGAAUGAAGUGUGGAAGAGGUUAGGAGUUACAGAGGAUUGUUCAGAAGAAGGGUUUCAGAACUUAAUUCUUCGAAAAGGGUGUGAUGAUCUUGGGUUGAAAGUUGAGAAAGUGCCUAGGAAUACAUCUAAGGAUCAUUACUGUGGUUCGUGUAGUUAUGGGUGUAGAACUGGUGACAAGAAAGGAACUGAUACUACUUGGCUGGUUGAUGCAGUAAGUAAAGGUGCUGUGAUUUUGACAGGAUGUAACGCAGACAAGUUCAUACUAAAACAGGAAAAGAGAAGAAAGAAAUGCCUUGGAGUCCAAGCAACAUUAUCGAGCAAAGAUGUAUCGAAGAAGAUUUACAUCGAAGCUAAAGUAUCAAUUUCAGCUUGUGGGUCUCUCGCAACACCCCCUCUUUUGAUAUCUAGUGGACUGCAGAACUCAAACAUUGGCACAAACCUCCACCUGCAUCCUACUCUGUUAGCCUGGGGUUACUUUCCUGAAAGUGAAACUACACCUGUUUUCAAAGGAAAAUGUUAUGAAGGAGGAAUCAUUACUUCAAUUCAUAAAGUGGUUUCUGAUAAAUCUCAAGUUGAUACUAUCAUAGAAGCAUCAGCAUUAGGCCCUGCAGCAUUUUCCUCCUUAAUGCCAUGGGUAUCGGGCCUUGACUUCAAAGAGAGGAUGGUUAAGUAUGGAAGAACAGCUAGUCUGUUUGCAUUAGUCAGAGAUCAGAGUACAGGUGAAGUUAAAAAAGAGGGAAGAGUUAAGUAUCACUUAAACCAAGUUGACAAGGAAAAACUGAAGAAAGGGUUAAGACAGUGUAUGAGGAUACUAAUAGCAGCAGGAGCAGUUGAAGUAGGAACAUAUAGAAGUGAUGGACAGAGUUUAAAAUGUAAAGGGCUGAAAGAUGAGGAGGUGGAGGAGUUUCUAGACACGGUAAUUGCGCCAGGUGGCGCAAGGUCAAGGACCGAGAAGUGGACAAUAUACGGGUGUGCUCAUCAGAUGGGUAGUUGUAGAAUGGGGGUGUCUGAGGAGGAAGGGGCAGUGGAUGAAAAUGGAGAAAGUUGGGAAGCUAAAGGGUUGUAUGUAUGUGAUGGAAGUGUUUUGCCAACUGCAUUAGGGGUUAAUCCUAUGAUUACUAUUGAAUCAACAGCUUACUGCAUUUCAACAGGAAUUGCAAGAGUCCUUAAACAAGGAAAUAUAUAAGGAAAUUAAUAUACAUUUUAACUUGCACAAUAUGCACAUAGCCAACCUUAGCAUACAAAUAAAGUUAAGUUCUUGUAGACAAUAGGUCUUAUAUUUUAAAUUCAAAUAUUUACAAUAAAAUUUAUAUUUCGUGUUGCAAUAAAAGGAACUACAGGAGUAGUUUUUUAGCUUUUACCAUAUAAAGGAUGUGUACACACAUUUUGAAAGUCAGUUUAAUCAUUAUUUUGCGUACAAAAGAUGAAAGGGUACGUGAUCAUUCAUGCCGAA
Molecule: messenger RNA, 2841 nt
Organism: Spinacia oleracea (spinach)
Lineage: Eukaryota; Viridiplantae; Streptophyta; Magnoliopsida; Caryophyllales; Amaranthaceae
Product: long-chain-alcohol oxidase FAO2
Exons: 3
Coding region: 250-2574 (774 amino acids)
Molecular function (GO): flavin adenine dinucleotide binding; long-chain-alcohol oxidase activity
Source: RefSeq, a predicted model, not a curated record